Messenger RNA from Anarrhichthys ocellatus (wolf-eel), 1293 nucleotides. RefSeq names its product protein phosphatase 1 regulatory subunit 36 (gene ppp1r36). The record is from RefSeq and is a predicted model, not a curated record. Gene Ontology annotation, biological process: negative regulation of phosphatase activity. Gene Ontology annotation, molecular function: phosphatase binding. Lineage: Eukaryota; Metazoa; Chordata; Actinopteri; Perciformes; Anarhichadidae.
AUGACAUUUAAAUUCAUACCACGAACCGGAACAAAGUCUCCUGUAUCAGACUCGCUGGACAAGGGAAGUAGUCCUGCCAGAAUAAAAGAGCCCAAAGCCCCUGUGUCCCUCAAAAUUGCCACUGGCACCUUCGUCUCACUUCCUACCAUCGACACCAAACCCUCAUGGAUAAAUGGCCGGUUGGCUGAGAUCUAUACGUUGAACCACAGAGGGCACCAAAGCAUUAGAAAGGGCCUGAGCCAGGCUCCUCUUCAUGCUUACAGGUCCUCGGUGAUGUGGAGGCAAGGGGACCGCAUCACCACCGAUGAUGUUAAACGGGUGGCUGUCGGUUUGCUGCAGGAGAAUCACUCGCUUCCCGUUCCGGUCGGCUUCCUGGCUGUGAGUAAAGAGCUGGACGAAGUCUUGACCGCCCUCCUCCUUUACCUGUGUUGUUUUUUUGACCACAAGUCUCUGGAGAACACACCCAAGUCUUUCAUGACUGUGGACAUCAUCACAGAGCAGAAGAUGACGGCAGAGGCUUUGGCCAAAAAGGAGAUAGCACAAAAGAAGCUGGCUGUCUGCUACUUCAGCCUGAUCAUGGACCUAGAGGUAGAACAGCAUCAACACACAGCAUGUCACAAGUGAGGCCGGACGUCGUCAAACAGCACAGAGUGGCUGCUGCAAUGGGAACCCUACAAUUGCUUGUACAGCUUCUUCUGUUCCGUGGCCUGGGUGACGUUUGGCAGGAAAGACCUGAAGGACAUCCAAGAGGAGGUUUUGUACUCGGACACCUUCAACACAGCCGUGAGGAAAAGGAGCGACGGGGACUCAGGAAUGACCUUUGCUGCCGUUAAUGGUUCAGUGAAAACGGGUGUAGCUGACCCCAAGGAAGCGAGAUGUGAAAGCACAUUGAAGCGCAGAAUGUCCCAGAGGCGUCCAGCCCUCAGCAGUGUAGUUAAUCAGCGAUCCCCACUGAUGGUAUCUCUGCUGCCAUCGCCCAAAGAACAGUCGCCCCAUCUGUUCCCCGGCAGCCGGGCCAGGAGGCGGAGCCCGCUGUGCAGGCCGGCCGAGCGCUGCGACACCGAGCGCUGCGACACCGAGGCACUGACGGAGGAGCUCAACCAGCAGCUGGCCAGUAAUGAUGACCAUGAACGCCACAGUGACGUUAACGACGGUGAGGACCGUCCCGGCAUCCACGUCCGAGGUGGCGGGUCCUCCGUGGGACCCCGAGUCGAGAUAUGGCAUCACCACCCGCACAUAAACACCACAAACUCUGCAGCUUCCAGCGAGGCAGCGACCUCAGAUACUGAAUGA